UCGCGCCGCCGCGAUUCACGUUUUCCGUUUCCGGUGCCGUGAAAACAAAACAAGGAUGCUGUCUCUAGGACUGUGUUUGUAAGCGCGUAGUUUGGUUUUUGAUGUGUAAUCCCUAAGUUAUGUUAUCAGUGACCGGUCUAUAGAUUAAGGACAUGCUUGUUGUUCAUUCGAUAAGGGAAGAAUGAUUUUAGUUGGACUUCUUGCCAUUACGUUACCGAUAUCUUUGGUAUUUUGGACGACAUCGGUCAUCUCUUCCUGGUACUCCGAAGAUGUGGUACCGCCUAGUCCAUUACGUUGGUUUACAUCGUUGUUCGUCCCACUUGCCUUCGCAGUCUGGGGUUACCGAAAACGAAGCUUGAAUUUAUCUGGUGCCCUAACAGGGUUUGGCCUAGGUUUUGUGCUCACUUUUAGCAAUUAUUCCUUCUUGGCCGCCCUUGUCACCUUCUUUGUUAGCUCCUCUAAAGCAACCAAAUACAGAAGUGCCAGGAAGAGAAAGUUUGAACCCGAGUUCAAAGAAGGAGGUCAACGAAACUGGGUGCAAGUUCUUUGUAAUGGGGGCGUGGCAACAGAGCUGGCUCUGCUGUACGUACUGGAGUGUGGUGUAGGAGAGAAGGUGAUCAAUCCCAGGCACAGUUGGCUGGGCUCCAUGCUUGCUCUCGGGGUGAUGUCUGCAUUGGCAGAAAGCUGCGGUGACACAUGGGCAUCAGAGCUGGGCACAGUGUGCGCAAACGGCGACCCCUACCUGGUCACCACCUUCCGCAGGGUGCCUAAAGGUACCAAUGGCGGAGUGUCCCUAACUGGCACGGUAUUCAGUGCCUUGGGGGGAGCCCUGGUGGGAUCUGUCUACUACUUGACACUUCUGCUGUGCGUCAGCAGGGAUACCCUCGUGGACAGCCCACCGCAGUGGCCCCUUGUUGUGGCAGGAGCCGCAGCUGGUCUUCUGGGCUCCUUCAUCGAUUCCGUCCUUGGUGCCACCCUCCAAUAUACAGGUGUAGAUGCAUCAACAGGGCGCAUAGUGGAAGAACCGAGGCCAGGCGUCAAACACGUUUCUGGCGUCGCUAUUCUCGACAAUCAUUCAGUCAACCUGAUUACAAACCUGGCCACUGCCCUCAUGAUACCCUGGCUUACCCUACAUCUCUUCCCACUCUUCCACUGAUCUGCUGGCACUGCUACACGAAUAUCCACUGGUGACGCCUUUGUAUGGGCGCCAUGGAAGCUUUGAGGUUAACCUCAAAAGCGAGAAAAUUAUUUUUUGUGAUAUUAAGGCACUUCACAGUUCCCGCACGAUGAUAUGAAACAUCUUCCCACAGUGUCGCAGCCCUGCAUUACAAAAUGUUAUUUUCUUUUAAAUAUCUUAAUUAGGUAACUGGCUUUAUAGUAUAAGUUGAUUGACUUUCGACCACAAAGCGACAAGCUACAAAAUGACAGAGACAGAGAUCCAUGUUCAGUGAGAAACAUGAUGCAGCCGAACAAUCUUGUGUGUUCCGCUGUAGGCACCCGGUUGUUGGAAAACAAGAAUCCGUGCAUGGGUUGCUAUGGGGUCCCCCCGAGGAUAAAACCUGAGUUUUACACUCUUAUAAUAGUGCUUGGUGGCCAUCAGUCAGUCAACAUGUCUCGCACCUGAUGUUAGCCGUUCAGUGUGAUUUGGUGUGUUUGACGUCUAACAUGUUAUUUUGGACUGUGCAGCUAUCAGUAACAUUCCUUGCUACUUCACUCAGUGGGCCUCUGUCGGGAACUUUCUUUCUGUAGAUAGGAAAUUACCAACGCUCGAGCGAAAACACGGGUAAAUUUCCUGCGACUAGUCGAAAUACCCGUAGAAAAAAAGAAUUAUGCAGCUACAAAUCACUUCAAGGACUACGGAUAUGUAAUGUUAAUGGCUGUUACCCUCAACUUACAUAUGCUGGAAAGUAACUGUUCCGAGGCUGAAACCAUGCCCUACUAGAUUACAGCGACCAUAUCAUGUGGACCCCUUCCCAGCGCCGCAUUUGGAGGCUAGCGGUGGCGCUACUCAUCAGGUACCAGUUAUUGCUUCCGCAAUUUCUACAAUGCUCUGCGCUUUAGCUUACCUUAGCAUUUCUGUACAAGCGGUGAAUGUCCCACAGGCAAUGCCUCUUUCUAAAGUUGAUUAUCAUCAUCAUUCUACGCGUUCUCAUAGGAGCUGUUGCUGUCGUCUGCUAUGGUAGUCGUACAUACGCUUCUGCGCGUUCAAAAUUCAAAUUUCCAUCGUCCAAUCAUGAUGCAGAUCUCGUGGGCCGAUGAGUAGCGCCCCUAGCGGAUCGUGCGGACGGGCUCCUCAUUGAAUCUGCCAAUCAUGACAUGGUCGCUAUAAUCUAGUAGGUCUAGUAGGCUGACAUACAAACAGACACAUAUUCAAUUGUUACAUAUGUGGUGUUCACAAACGUUUCUAAUGCUUCAUAGAAACGCAUUGACGUUUACGGUUACUAAACAGAUUUCUUUUUCUCGAAACCUAAGCGAAGCAUUAGCUGUUUACUCAUGUGCAACAUGCACUUGAUGUGCAAAUGGCAGGAUGAGACAUAAGUCUCGUGCGUGCCCGAGGUAAAAUGUGCAAUGUGUUUUCAAAUGCAAGGCGUGGAAUGUGUUUUCAAAUGACAGCUUAAGGAUCGAUGGAAGCUCAUUCGACAUCAUGCGCUGCUGCCUCCGUUGUUUCAAAUAUUUGUCGUCGUCUCGUUCAUGUGUAUCUCUGUGCCUGUUGAGAAAGAACAUAACUGUACUUAGCUGUUACGAUCUCACUGUUACUCACCGUGUUAAUCUCAAAUGUUGUGCUGGACUUCUGGUGCCAAUCACUUGGGUAAGACUGACACUCAAAAGUGCAAUAUACAUUCCAGAAGCAGGGGUUGACAAGAGCGGGCCUUUUUGAACAAGGAACAUAAUUAUGCUUCUGACAACGAAUGGCUGCUUUGCAAUCUACAGCUCAGUUUUUAUACAGCACAAUUGAGAUUUUAUGAUAGCGUUGAUAAUGCAAAUGUUUGAUCUCAGAGUUGUUGUCUGCCUUGAAGGCUGUUCAAGUUUUGAACUUCAUUGCGAAGAGGGGGUCAAACUCUUGUUCAGACAAGAGUGUAACGCAAAUUUCUUAUCUAACAGUUCUUAUGGUUACUAUGUACUCUUGUUCUUUUGUCGAAAGUAUCUCUGACGUAGCGGUGACGUAAGAUUUGUGCACUCGUGCUGCCAUCACAGGUGAUAUAAGUCUGCAGAUACGCAGUCUUUAUUCUAUGAGAUGUUAUUUGAUAAGUAAGUUGUUUUAUAUGUUAUUUUGAUGUGUUUCUGGGCAUAGACUUAGUACAUACAUCUGGACAGUUGGAUGUAAUAAUGCAGCAAGAUAGCAGAGCCAAAUCUGCAGUGAAAUGUGGCUUGCCUGCAUCUAUGUGACCGUCAUGUAAUGCUCCGAGGCAUGUGAAACAUCUGUACCUGACAAGUAGCAUAUGUAAUGAAAGGUUAAUUUGUGGGCAAGUUUGAAUUACAUUUUUUAAAUAAUUAGCUUUUUGAUAUAGCAUAUGGUGAAAUGCAUUAACAUGACCAUGUCGAAUAUUUAAGUUAACCAAGACAUUGAACUAAUUAAGCUGAAAUGCGAUUUCACAUGCACAUCAGAGAACCAUAUCAAGCAAUGUCGUUAUUGCAACCGCCUGUUCAGGUGUAAAUUUUAGUAAUCAGUGCUCAACGCAUUCCAUUAGGGAUUUAUAACACAUUCACUAGGUUAGACGAAUGCAUAUUUCCCUGGGAAAAACGUAGCUGCUGCAGUUUCAACAGCAAUCCCUCCAUCUUAGCCAGAUCAGUUGUGGCAGAAGGACAGAAAACAGACAAUCAAAGCUGAAGGAGAUGAAAUGCCUAUGUACUUUAGCAAGUGUUCGCAGUUGUAGUUAUCUAACAGUGUGUGCAAUCAAUAGCGAGGAAAUUAUAUUUACAGAGUACAUCAUUGUGAGCAUGUGUCUGUGCAAUAAUGUUAUGCAUCUGUGUGUUUUUGCUCUGUUCCCUUUCAUGCCAGUAACCAGUAUGGCUUUUAAAAUGUGGACAAUCA
Messenger RNA from Ornithodoros turicata, 4033 nucleotides. RefSeq names its product transmembrane protein 19-like. Lineage: Eukaryota; Metazoa; Arthropoda; Arachnida; Ixodida; Argasidae. The record is from RefSeq and is a predicted model, not a curated record. Gene Ontology annotation, cellular component: membrane. The coding region runs from base 182 to 1156 and encodes 324 amino acids. The transcript has 6 exons.